AUGUCAGACGUCCUGGUUCCGGAGACGAGAGUCCUGGCCGUAGCGAGCCAUGUGGCCUAUGGCCAUGUGGGUAACACCAUGGCGGGGUUUGUCAUGCAGUCCUUGGGAUGUGAGGUGGCCGCCUUGAAUACCGUCAAUUUCAGCAAUCACACUGGCUAUCGCCAAUUCAAGGGCACUCGUGCGACCGCACAAGAGAUCACAGAUCUCUAUCAAGGUCUAUGUCAGAGUAACCUGACAGACUUUGAUGUCAUGCUGUCGGGAUACGCUCCAAGUGCAGCGGCCGUGGAGGCUGUCGGUGCCAUCGGGAUCGAUCUGCAAAAGAAGGCCGAGAGCAAGCCAGGCUCUUUCUUCUGGGUACUGGAUCCGGUCAUGGGCGAUCAGGGUCGUUUGUACGUUAACGACGACGUGGUUCCUGCAUACAAGAAGAUCAUUCAUCACGCCGAUCUGAUUCUCCCUAAUCAGUUCGAAGCCGAAGUGCUUUCCGGUAUCAAGAUUACAUCUCUGGCCACGUUGGCGGAGGCUAUCACGGCCAUCCAUAAGAUUUAUUCAGUGCCGCAUGUGAUCAUUACAUCCGUACAACUACCUGGAUCUGCCACCGUAGAAUCGUCACCCAGCUCAUCGCAGAACUUCUUGACCAUCAUUGGAUCGACCACCAGAUCGAACGGUACGCCGCGGCUGUUCCAAGUGGAUGUGCCCGCCCUGGAUUGUUUCUUCAGUGGAACGGGCGACAUGUUCGCGGCAUUGACGGUGGCUCGACUGCGCGAGGCUGUGGUCAAUGCAGGUGAUGAUCUUCUUCACACUCGUUCCUGGGUGUCCCCUGACGAUGUGCCUGCGAACGAGCUUCCCUUGGCCCAGUCGACCAUCAAAGUCCUAUCCAGCAUGCACAGCGUCCUCGAGCGGACCAUGGAGGCUCGAGAUGCCGAGCUUGCAAAGGAGGCCUCGAAGCCAUGUGGAGCGACUAGUCCAGAGGAACAGCAAAAGCGCGAGCAUCUGCGUCAGACCAAGGCUGCUGAAGUGCGAUUGGUUCGCAACACUAAACUAUUGAGAGAGCCGCUCACUCAAUUUGAGGUGCAAGUGCUCCGUAAAGAAGACGUUGCCAUCGAUAGAUGUUAG
Molecule: messenger RNA, 1113 nt
Organism: Penicillium diatomitis
Lineage: Eukaryota; Fungi; Ascomycota; Eurotiomycetes; Eurotiales; Aspergillaceae
Product: pyridoxal kinase
Exons: 6
Coding region: 1-1113 (370 amino acids)
Biological process (GO): pyridoxal 5'-phosphate salvage
Cellular component (GO): cytosol
Molecular function (GO): pyridoxal kinase activity
Source: RefSeq, a predicted model, not a curated record